AAAAAAGUUUUAAUUUAGAAAAAAGUGAAUAACGUUCAUGUAGCUCAAAAUCCAAUUCCAGCUCAUUUGUUCAUUCGAGUUUCAGGCUUUCAGCUCUUCCAGCUAUAAAUCACAGAAUAUUUAAAAUGUAAUUUCUCAAAACCCUAUUUCCAAUUUCCAAUUUGACUGGAAAUGUCAUUGAAUUUCAAGAAAUUUAAGAAAAUUCGAGGAACUUCAGCAAUCACUCAUCGAUUGAGUGAGAUUCUUGCGUUACAUACGUGUUCUUGUUCUGAUUUUAUCGGGCACAAUUACUUCCAUGAACGGUUUUUCCCUCGCAUUGGAGCAAUUCCAUAUUUUUUCUCAUCGUGUUCAGCUAACAAUCACAGUCACGCUUCUGAUUCGGCGCCGGAAAUUCGCGAGCAACGCGUGAGAAGCGAUAAUAUUGACGAUAGCAAACGCUUUUAUGAUAGGACUGCAGAAACGGUUUCUAAAGAAAGCCUAUUGAGUUCAGAUUAUAAUUCGAAUAGCUGGGGUGGAGAAAACUGCGAUUUUGAUGGUUUCGACGAGUCUGAUGAAGAAGUAGAAGAGGGGAAGAGUGAAGAAGGCAGCGACGACGACGAAUUUAGGGUUUUGAGUGCCUUCGAUGGGAACAGAGCGCGGAUCGAAGCGUCUAGAAGAAUCGAGGUGGACGAAGGUGAUUUGAGGCACCCUUUAGUGAGAGAGAUAUGUAGAUUGAUUGAUCGCAGGGCAGCGUGGUCUCCUAAGCUUGAAUCGGAGCUGAAGCGCUUACUGCGCAGCCUGAAACCUAGCCAAGUGUGCGCCGUGCUUCGAGCUCAGUCCGAUGAAAGAAUUGCUUUGAAUUUCUUCUACUGGGCUGACAGGCAAUGGCGAUACAGGCAUUAUCCUGUUGUUUAUCAUGAAAUGCUGAGAAUUCUGAGCAAGACGAAGCUAUGCCAGGGGGCUAAGCGCGUUCUUCAUCUUAUGAUUAGGCGUAAGAUUGCGCUCUGGCCCGAAGAUUUUGGUUGUGUAAUGGUGUCUUUCAGUAGAGCUGGUCAUCUGAGUAAAGCAUUACAGGUGUUGAAUGCAAUGCAGAGAGCGGGAGUCGAGCUCGAUAUCUCGGUGUGCAACACUGCGGUUAAUGUUUUGGUGGAGGGGGAGAAGUUGGAGAAGGCGUUGAGGUUUUCGAAGAGGAUGCAGGUGGUUGGGAUUGAACCUAAUGUUGUUACGUAUAAUUGUCUGGUUAAGGGCUACUGUGAAAGGAAGCAGUUGGAUGAUGCAGUCAAGUUGAUCGACGAAAUGCCUCUGAGAGGUUGUGCUCCAGAUAAAGUUAGUUACUAUACAGUGAUGGGAGUUUUGUGCAAGGAGAAAAGGAUUGAUGAACUGAAGGGGCUUAUGAAGAAGAUGUUGGAAGAAAGUGGAUUGCAGCCUGAUCAGGUUACGUAUAAUACUCUGAUUCACAUGCUCUGCAAGCAUGGGCAUGGAGACGAGGCGCUGGGGUUCCUACGGGAAGCAGAGGAGAGAGGGUUUCGUAUUGACAAAGUCGGGCACACUGCAGUAGUGCAUUGCUUUUGCCAGGGAGGAAGAAUAGAUAGGGCAAAAGGUAUCAUUGAUGAGAUGUUGUUGAAGGGAUGCAGCCCUGACGUUGUGACAUAUACUGCUGUUUUGAAUGGAUUUUGUCGCGUGGGGAAAGUUGAUCAGGCUAAGAAAUUGCUGCAGGAGAUGUACAAGCAUGGUUGCAAGCCUAACUGUGUCUCAUACACAGCCUUGUUAAACGGGCUAUGUCGGGGUGGGAGCUCUUCUGAGGCGAGAGAGAUGAUGGACAUGAGCGAGGGAUGGUGGACUCCUAACUCUGUGACUUAUAGUGUAAUCUUGCAUGGGUUUCGUCGUGAAGGGAAGCUAUCUGAGGCUUGUGAUGUCGUGAUGGAGAUGAUCGGGAAAGGGUUUUAUCCUUCUCCUGUCGACAUCAAUCUCUUGAUUCAGUCUCUAUGUCGAGUUGACAGAGCGGAGCAAGCUAGGAAGUUAAUGGAGGAGUGCCUUAAAAGAGGGUGUGCUGUCAAUGUUGUGAACUACACCUCUGUAAUUCAUGGAUUCUGCCAAAAUGAUGACUUAGACUCGGCUCUAUCUGUGUUUGAUGACAUGUAUUUGAAUAACAAACACCCUGAUGCAGUGACAUAUACAGCGGUAGUGGAUGCGCUGGGAAGGAGAGGGAGAAUCGACGAGGCUAUUGAAAUGAUCAAGAACAUGCUACAUCGUGGUUUGCUUCCUACACCCGUCACGUAUAGAUCACUCAUCCAUAAUUUCUGUCAGCAGGGGAGGGUAGACGAUUUGUUGAAACUGAUGGACAAGCUGCUGCCACGACAAAGCUUCAAGACGGCAUACAACCUCAUUAUCGAAAAGCUUUGUUGUUUUGGGCACACUGAUGAGGCUUACAAGAUUUUGGGAAGGAUUCUGAAAACUGCUUCCAAAACUGAUGUGGAUACUUGCCACAUUCUUAUGAGAACUUUCUUAAAGAAUGAGAAUCCUCUUGGAUCAUAUCAAGUGGCUUCUAGAAUGUUCAAUCGGAAUUUGGUUCCUGAUCUGAAGCUGUGUGAGGAAGUGAGUAAGAAGCUGAUUUCACAGCAGAAACUAGAGGAGGCAGAUAAGCUUAUGCUGCGGUUUGUGGAACGUGGGCAUUUCCCGGCUAAGAGUAAACACGCUCUCCAUAGUUGAUCUGCAAAGCUCAACCAUUCUUCGAUAUAUACAUACUGGUAGAAUGAUCCCAAAAAAGAUAGGUUAAAGCAGGCAUUAAGGAAGCUGAGUUCUGUGCUUCUAGAAAUCUGGCUUCAAAGGUUAUGCAGUUAGAUUUUGGACAUCUACACCACAGACAGGUCAGCAAAACUUUAAUUACUGCAUUGUAAUUCCUAAGUUGAUUAGCAUAAUACCUAAAUGUGUGAUGGACAUAGUUGUUGUUUAUGAGCGAGAGAGAGAGAGAGAGAGAGAGAGAGUUGACAACGACAUGACGAGAAUCUUCAUCAUAGAAGUCUAGGACAUGACUCCAUUUGUCUAGAGAUGGUCCAGAAUCACUAGGUAGUAAAUCCAAAGGCUUUUUUUCUUGCAAAUGAUUCAUUCACUUGUCUUUUCUGGUAUUUCUUGAAUUCCUAUCAUAUAUCACUCUGAUUUGAAUAUAGCUCUUCCCUUCACACUCACCGUGUCUUUGCCACGUGAACAAGUGAUAAUUGUUGCGAUUGCACGUAAAUUGCUCUGUACAAGUGGGGGUAAACUCGAGCCCCUGUGCUCGCAUUCUAUCCCAUCUCGUAUUUUAGUUCAUCAGCUUCGUACGAGCGGAUAAUGGCCUCCUUGUCAGUCUUUUGGAUUCAUUAGGACACACACUAGCUCGAGUCUAGGCUCGUAUUAAUUCGAGUGGGUCUGCUCGCUCUCGUUCUAUUUCAUCCCGUGUUUGAUUUCAUCGGUGCAUGUCAUGUGUAUAAUACGGCACAAAACGGGGCGCGGUCCGGAAGGUGGCCAACCAACCCCCCCUAUACUGCUAAAAUUGUAAGAAUUUAAGUGCUCAAAUAUCUUGCUACAGUUGCCAUGUUUCACUCUCUGUGAUCUCUCAUUCUGCAUAAAGCUUGAAAAUGAUGGCUUUCUUUUAUAAAAUAAAAUAAAAAACACAGAGACAUACGUUAGGUAUCUUUGAAUUGUGUUUACUUG
This is a messenger RNA of Salvia miltiorrhiza (redroot sage), 3669 nucleotides long. RefSeq names its product pentatricopeptide repeat-containing protein At5g41170, mitochondrial. The record is from RefSeq and is a predicted model, not a curated record. Lineage: Eukaryota; Viridiplantae; Streptophyta; Magnoliopsida; Lamiales; Lamiaceae. The transcript has 2 exons. Bases 172 to 2688 code for a protein of 838 amino acids. Gene Ontology annotation, molecular function: protein binding.